This is a messenger RNA of Rhipicephalus sanguineus (brown dog tick), 2017 nucleotides long. RefSeq lists its product as uncharacterized. The transcript has 6 exons. NCBI's taxonomy places the organism in Eukaryota, Metazoa, Arthropoda, Arachnida, Ixodida, Ixodidae. The coding region runs from base 276 to 1775 and encodes 499 amino acids. The record is from RefSeq and is a predicted model, not a curated record.
UACAUGCGCCUCCGAACCGGCCGCAGGGAUCGCAAAGGAUUCCACAAUGCAGCCAGCGUGUAAAGCAUACGUGGCCAUUGAAGUAUGACUGAGUGAAUGUCGGAGAUUUGUCUUUUGCCGCGUUGUCCAUAGAAGCUCCCGCAUCGGCUUCGAAUCACUGGUGGUUCCACGCUGCAGCCUGCGCCUACAGCACAAGAGGACAUUCAGGUAGAAAACAAUGGAACAUGGAGCCGUGGAUUGUUCCUUAGUGGAACGGCGUGGCGAACUUCGGAACUAUGGCUACCGGAGAGAUAAUGAUGGCGGCCGUGCAGGAAUUCGGAGACCCGGAAGAACUCGUCCACUGCGAGCACUGCGUCACCCUGAAACUGGAAAGUGCGUGGGCGACUGAGAAGCACUCUUUGCCGGAUGAGUUCACCUUGAGCGAAGACAAGAAGACGGUGACUAUGAAGCCGGAGGACAUGGUGACCAACAGCGACCUGCUUGGCAGUGUAGGCGUAGCGGCUGCGCUAUUCGCCGGAUGCGACGAGCUUACCGAGUCCAACCCAGUUCUCAAAGCAGCUCAAGAGGCCUUGAAGAACGUCACGACAAUUGUCGUAGUUCAUAACAGGAACCUGGUAUCUGACCUGAUAACGUGGUUUCCCGCUGUCACCACCAUCGUUCUGUACCACGACCUGAAGCUGCAGCACGACAAGGACUACAUAAUGCAAGGGCUCGUCAAGCACUCGCACCUGGAGCGGCUGCUGGGCACCACGCCGGCCCUGGGCGCCGACUACCUGCUGAUAAUGCCCUUGACCUCUGUCAAUCUUCACUUCAACUGCCCGAAGCUGGAAAUGCUCCGUGCUCUCAACCUGAACGCCGGUGGAGGCGGCGGCGAACCAUGUGCGCCGUCGUUCAAGUGUGCGAGUGCCACGGCGAGCUUCACUCGCGAGGAAGCCUUGCUCGGGUGCACUCUAACUGCGGAGAACGGACAACCUGUCACGGCGCACGCACUGAGCGCCGACGAGGUUGCCGUAUUCGCCAAGGACCGUAACCACUGCAGCGAAAUCAAAAGCCUUCGGCUCACGUCGACAACGGAGCGUGGCCUCGAAGAGGCCGGCUGCUUCUCCAACGUUACCCAGCUGUCUCUCAACUUCGCCUCCGAGACAUCGUACUGCCCUUUCUAUCCCCACAUCGUCAACGUGCUCUCGCGGCUCACACUCGAGUCCCUAAGGCUGAGCAACGUCACCGACGUCAGCGUGUCGGCCAUAGCGAAACACUGCCGCGGGCUCGAGUGCCUGGGCCUCGGCGAAUGCGUCGUCCUCGAUGAAGAGAUUGCCGAGGACACCGAGUUCCAGUGUCUUCGCAAGCUGCGCGUCGGCCGGUCCAUGAGCGAACGGACCUUCUUCGGCCUGCUCCGGUCGUGUCCCUCCCUGGCUGAGCUACAGGUCCACGACGACGACCUGACGACGGCGUUACUCUUGGGCCUGCCGCAGUUCGCCGUCAAGUACUGCGGUCUCGACUGUCUCGAGAGGCUCGCGCUGCGCACGGACCCGAAAGGUCGUGGGGGUCUAGCCGGACGGCAGGGACUUCCGGACGACCUCGAUCGCGCCCUCACUGCGCUGCCGGCGCUUCGCAUCGUCCGCACCGACGACUUCAGGGUGCGGCUUCACAUGGAGAGGUGUGCGCCGUGGGUUCGUCUGGAGUGGUACGGGUGUACGGUCUGCCUCUCGGAGUACCCGAAGAUGGACUCGUUCCAGGAACAACUCUGGCUGGACGUGCAUCAUCACGUUAAAUAGAGAGUCGCUGCGUGCGGGUGGAUGUUGCACCACACCCUGCGAAGCAGAGUCACGCUGGAGGUUUAUAUGUACUUGUCACAGAUGACGUUAUAUAUAAAUGUUUCCUUGCACGAUUUGCUGCUGCGACAAUUUGCCUCGCAACGUUACCCCUUGUGAUAGAAUGCAGGUGUGUUUUUGUUCAAUGACAUACGACGUUUAAGCUCGACAUCUAAAAAUAAGCUAUCGUUCUGUCAUCCGAUGCA